This is a messenger RNA of Torulaspora globosa, 2451 nucleotides long. It is a transcript of the gene CDC53, whose product is annotated as cullin CDC53. Gene Ontology annotation, cellular component: SCF ubiquitin ligase complex. NCBI's taxonomy places the organism in Eukaryota, Fungi, Ascomycota, Saccharomycetes, Saccharomycetales, Saccharomycetaceae. Gene Ontology annotation, molecular function: ubiquitin protein ligase binding. The coding region runs from base 1 to 2451 and encodes 816 amino acids. The transcript has a single exon. The record is from RefSeq and is a predicted model, not a curated record. Gene Ontology annotation, biological process: protein ubiquitination; SCF-dependent proteasomal ubiquitin-dependent protein catabolic process.
AUGACGGAUAUAUUGCCUAGAUCCGAUGACCUAGAGGCGACCUGGAGCUUCAUCGAGCCUGGUAUCUCGCAGAUCUUGGGCCGCGAUGGCUUCGAAUCAAAUGCCAACAGACGUGUUGACAAAGUGCUUUCACCAGCAAUGUACAUGGAAGUUUAUACAGCCAUCUACAACUAUUGUGUGAACAAAUCGAAAUCGUCAGGGCAGUUUAAUGGCGACAAGCAGGAAAAUCAGUCUUCGAUCCUUGUUGGUAGUGAGAUUUACGACAAGUUACAAAAGUAUUUGAGGGAUCACAUAUCAGGAUUUGAGAGGAACCCGGAUGAGACGUUUCUACAAUUUUAUGUGAGGCGGUGGAAGCGUUUCACCAUUGGAGCGAUCUUUUUGAACCAUGCUUUUGACUACAUGAAUAGAUAUUGGGUGCAAAAAGAGAGAAGUGAUGGGAAGAGACAUAUAUUCGAUGUGAACACGCUAUGUUUAAUGACUUGGAAGACCGUUAUGUUUGAUCCUAACAGUGAUACGCUUGUGAGGGAGAUACUAGACGAGAUAACAUCAGAGAGGCAGGGGAAUAUGAUUCAGAAAAGCAACUUAACGGCGGCCAUAAAGUCAUUUGUUGCAUUAGGUAUCGAUCCUCAAGACUUGAAGAAACUGAACCUUAAUGUUUAUAUUCCAGUUUUCGAGAAACCAUUUUUGAGAAGAACAGAGGAGUACUAUAAGCAAUAUUCGGCGGAUUACCUGACAACUCAUUCUGUAACAGAAUACAUCUUCGAAGCCCGUGAGAUAAUUUCACGUGAAGAAAAGGGUAUGGUUAUGUAUUGGGAUGAUCAUACGAAGAAACCUUUGUCCGAAACCUUGAAUGCAGUCCUUAUCACGCAACAUGCCGAAGAACUCAAGACUGAGUUUGUUACGUUAUUGGAUUCAAGGGAAGAAGCAAAAAUAUCUGCUGUAUACAAUCUGAUGCAACGAGACAUCACGCUGCUACCAGAACUGGCCAGUUCGUACGAGCAAUACAUCAAGAAAUGUGGAGAAAAUGAGAUCGCUGAACUAAUAUCUUUACAAAAAGCAGCUUUAUCAAAAGGGUCCGAAGAAGCACCGCAGAAUAAUAAAAAACUGAAUAUGAUGGCUUUACAUUCACUUCCACCUAAGGAUUAUGUUAAGAAGCUAUUGGAGGUCUAUCAAACCUUCAGAACAAUGACAAACGAUUGCUUUUUAAACGAUCCAUUGUUCGCGAAAGCUCUUGACAACGCAUGCCGGGCUUAUGUCAACAACAACUCUUUUGCAUUGCCAGUAGGAUCUCCAAAGUCAGCAACUUCAAAAACUCCAGAGAUGUUAGCCAAAUAUAGUGACCAGCUUCUGAAGAAAUCUACUAAACCGGAAGUGGCUCAUGACAUGAGCGUUGAUGAUAUCAUGAUGCUUUUCAAGUUUUUGACUGACAAGGACGCCUUUGAAUCACAUUAUAGAAGAUUAUUUGCCAAGAGGCUGAUCCAUGGGACUUCGACAAGCGAUAGUGAUGAAGAGCUCAUCAUACAGAGGCUACAAAGCGAGAACAGCAUGGAAUAUACCGGUAAAAUCACAAAAAUGUUUCAAGAUGUCAGACUAUCCAAAGUCUUGGAAGAAGAUUUCGACGUAAUGAUCAGGGGUUUACCAGAUUAUUCCAAACGCUCGUAUCCUGAUACACAACCUUUCAUUCUAGCUGAAACGAUGUGGCCGUUUUCAUUCCAGGAAGUCGAUUUCAAAAUCCCUGAGGAACUGAAACAAUCCCAUAGCAAGCUGGAGGAUUUAUACGCAUCCAAACAUAAUGGCAGAAUUUUGAAAUGGCUGUGGCCGCUGUGUCGGGGGGAACUAAGGGCAGAUAUUGGCAAGCCUGGCAGACCUCCGUUCUUAUUCACAGUGACGCUUUUCCAAAUGUCAAUCCUACUUCUUUACAACGAUGAAGAUGUGUUGACUCUAGAAGACAUCCAAGAGCGUACCAACUUAUCCGUACAAAACAUUGCCGCUGCCAUUGUACCCUUCAUCAAAUUCAAGUUGAUACAGCAAGUGCCUCCGGGGCUCGAUAACCUUGUGAAGGCCGAUACGCAAUUCAAGAUAUCGCAUCCUUACAAGGCAUUGAAGACAAAGAUCAAUUUCGCUAGUGGUGUCAAGAACGACGUGCUGAAUGCAUUGAACCCCGGAUCUGACGCCCCUGGGCACAGAGCCAAUCGGGAGAUAACAGAGAACGAAAAGAUCGAGAAGGAACUGAACGCAGAAAGACAGAUCUUCCUCGAAGCCUGCAUUGUGAGAAUCAUGAAAGCCAAGAGGAAGCUACCACACACCACUCUGGUCAAUGAGUGCAUUGCCCAAUCGCACCAGAGGUUCAACGCAAAGGUUUCCCUAAUCAAGAAAGCCAUUGACUCUUUGAUCCAAAAGGAAUACCUGCAAAGAUGUGAUGACGGGGAGUCUUACAAAUAUCUAGCAUAA